Molecule: messenger RNA, 3352 nt
Organism: Vigna umbellata (rice bean)
Lineage: Eukaryota; Viridiplantae; Streptophyta; Magnoliopsida; Fabales; Fabaceae
Cellular component (GO): nucleus
Molecular function (GO): transcription corepressor activity
Source: RefSeq, a predicted model, not a curated record
UUAAUCCCCCACAAGUAUGUUACCAAUAUUACUUAAUAGAUUUGGCAUAAAUGUUUUAGACAUUCUUAAAACUAUGCACUUAGUAUUUAAAUUAAGGAUAAUUACACUUUUUUUUUAACCAACACGUUCAAAUACAAUCAAUAAACUAAUGAUAUUUAUUGAAAAAGUUAUGCCAUUCAGAGUGAUCUCACUCAAUUAAAGAAUAAUUAAUUGCCAUAGAAGAAGCACUUGCACUGUAACAAAACAAAACAAAAAAACUGAUAAAAACACCUUGGAUCAACUCAAAGUCAUAACACAACAUAGGAUUUGCUUUUAAACCACGUCGUCAACUCAACUCGGGGUAACCAACUCGGACGAGUCAGACAGGCUCGGUGUGGUUUAAAAGCAGGACCAAGUAGGAAGUAGUUCAUUUCAUUCCAUGCCCCGCGAAUUUACCUUGUUGUGUGGUACACUUGAGACAUCAAAACCAGGCCUUGGCAUUUGACGUUCCCACCACUUGCUCAAAGGAUGGAUAUAAUGCAGCAGAAUGACAAUAGUAAUUUAACUGAACAUGCAUGUAAUAGUCCUCCAAGUUCACCUGAUAUAAGCAAUUUAGUUGGAGCUCCACAGCUGAAUCCUCGAGUUGGUGAUGAAUACCAGGUGGAAGUUCCUUCCCUAAUAAAAGAAUCAGAACGAGUUCAGCUUCUAAGGAAUCCUGCUGAGUCAGAAGUUGGGCUUGACAACUCACUUUCAUUUGCAAUUGGUUUACCCAUCUCUGUCACAUGGAUACAUAAUGCAAAGGAGAGUAGUGAAAAUGAAGGGUGGGGAUAUAUUGGAGACAAUGCAGAUGAACUCAAACCAACCACAUUUCAAUCUGAGAUGACAGGAGUCAGCAAUUCAGCUGAACUGGGUGAAAGCAAAAAUUUUGCAUUGGUUCCUGCCAUAUUAGGCAGCUCCUGGAGUGAUUCUGAUGCAGAAGUUUUUCUCCUUGGCUUGUAUAUUUUUGGGAAAAAUUUCAUUCAAAUACAAAGAUUCUUAGAGAACAAGGGGAUGGGGGAAAUACUUGCAUUUUACUAUGGAAAGUUUUACAAAUCUGAUGAAUAUCGUAGAUGGGCAGACUGUAGGAAGUUAAAAGGAAGAAAGUCUGCAAUUGGACAGAAACUUUUCACUGGUCGCAGGCAACAAGAAUUACUGUCCCGCUUGAUUCCCCAUGUCUCGGGAGAAUCUAAAGAUACUCUGUUACAGGUUUCUAAGUCAUAUACUGAGGGCAGAGCUUCUUUGGAAGAAUACAUAUCUUGUAUAAAAUCCACUGUUGGACUUGGUAUUCUUGUGGGGGCAGUUGGUAUUGGCAAGGAGAAGGAUGACCUUACUACUCUUGUUCUGGAACCUGUGAAGAACAAUAAGGUGUUUUCAGUGCCAACGUGCAAGGCUUGGUCUUCUCUUGGACCAAAUGAUAUAUUGAAAUUUUUAACAGGUUUUCGACUGAGCAAGGCUAGAAGUAAUGAUCUCUUUUGGGAAGCUGUUUGGCCUCGCUUACUGGCAAGAGGGUGGCACUCUGAGCAACCAAAAUAUAGAAGUUAUGUGAGCUCCAAAGAUUAUCUGGUUUUUCUUAUCCCAGGUGUUAAGACCUUUUCAAGGAGAAAACUUGUGAAAGGUGAUCAUUACUUUGAUUCUGUUAGUGAUGUCUUGAGAAAAGUGGUAGCUGAACCGAAUCUUCUUGAUCUUGAAGAAGCUAAAGUUGGUAGCUGUGAUGAUGAAGAGCCAGAAAGGGGGUCGAAUGAGGAUGGUGAUUCUGAUUACCGUCAUCAAUGUUACCUCAAGCCGCGAGCUUCAACUUACAAUACAGAUCAGAUAAAAUUCACGGUUAUUGAUACCAGUUUGGUGCAUGGAGGGAAACCAUCUGAUUUAAGAGAAUUUAAACCUGUACCUGUUAAUUCAGUGGCUGAAGUUGAGGUCAAUGUUGCUGAUACACAUGAAGAGGCCAAACAUAUGAGUAAAGUAAACCAUAACAAGAACAUUUCUGAAAACAUUGAUCAAAAGUUGGCUGGUACUGAUGUACUUUGUGAAGGAAAGUUAUUGGUGAGAGAACUGCAAUAUCUGCCAAUUGAAGAGGAAGAUGCAUCUAAGGUGCUUGGUUUUUUAAGAGAAAGUAAGGAUAGCUCCUGUGAUGAUUCGCCAAGUGUAAUGGAAGCUAGUAUGCUGGUAUAUGGCAAAAUGAAAAUUGGUAAUACUGAUAACCAAAAUAAUGCUAAGAAAAUGGUCCAAAGCUUGGAAAAUAAGAAGACCUCCGUGUCUAAUGAUAAUCAGCUAAAAAGGACUAUAAAGCAUCAGUGUAGUCGAAGAGCAAGACCAGGUAAUUCCAACCAUGCAGUUGUUCCCGCCAAGAGGAGGAGAUUGGCUGCAUGUUCCAAGGCAGAGACAAACCACAUCAUCAAGAAUUCUUCAGGAGACUCAGGAUCAGAAAAAAGGGCUUUAUCCCACACAAAGGUUGAUGAUCCUUUUACCUGUCAGAAGAAUGGAAAUUCAAUUCCUUCUUCAGAUGAAAAAAGUCUGGAAAAGAAUAACAAAGAAAGCAUUCUCAAUGAAAUUUGUGAGUACAGGAGUUCAGGUGAUAAAGUUGAGAAAGAUGAUUCAGUCACCUUCAACAUACCCCAAGCUCCUUUGAAGUCUGAAAUUGGUGUGGUGAUGGUAAUGUUGGAGGAAGAUAAGCAGAGCCUGAAGGCAGAUGAUCCAUGUUUCUUAUCUGACACUCAAGGGGUAAUUGAGGAGCCACUGGGAGCCUUUUCUGAUGUUGGUUCUGUGGAACAGCAGCCUAGUAUAACUUCCAGGAGGCAGAGCACAAGAAACCGACCAUUAUCAGUUAGAGCGCUUGAAUCUCUAGCAAAUGAAUUCUUGUAUGGAGAAAGAAGACAGAAAAAGAAACUUGUCCCAACACAAACUGAUUCAUUUGCUAUUUGCCGCAAGGCUCGUACAAGAAGCAAAACCGUGCCUCACAAUCAGAGUUCAGAUAAUGGGACUGCAGUUUUAGUAGAAGAAAAGCAGUUGAAUGGCAGCAGCACUGCUUAGGAAAUAUCUAUGAACCAUUAGAUUAAGUUAAGAGUAGUAAUCCAUUAUACCAGGUAUCUUUGAAGGUACCUGUCAUCAUCAAGUUUUGACUUCCAGAAACGAAUUGAUUUGAAAAAGUGCAGAUGAUUCUCCCGUCUUACUUGCAAAUUAUAUUCUAAAGCUGCCGGAGUGGUUAUACAUUCACAUACUGUACAAAAUUUUUCCAUACUAAAAAGAAUGUUGAUGAGAUCAGUUUUGUUUGUUUGUUUAUACUAGAAAGAUCCCAACCUUAUGAUUGGCUAUGAAGUUGCAAGUAAACUUCUCUUAA